Messenger RNA from Enterobius vermicularis (human pinworm), 201 nucleotides. The record is from the annotation of a GenBank genome assembly. NCBI's taxonomy places the organism in Eukaryota, Metazoa, Nematoda, Chromadorea, Rhabditida, Oxyuridae.
AUGACCGUUGCCUGUGAGAUUUGUGAUGAGCCAGUUAUGGACCAGAUUGGUUAUUUCCUGCAUUUGCAAACGAAACAUGAUCUCUUUCCAGGCAGGAAACGAAGUUUCUUUGUGGUUUAUGCCGAAGCAAAUUUUGGUCUGGUCCAGGUUUGGAACGACAUCAUCUUAUGGAUCAUGGUUAUGCCACCGGUCGUUUAUUAA